AUGGCUAGCACAUUUCGAAACGUCGUCAAGGCGACAUUCCUCGUCUCCAAGAAGGAGGGACUCAGCGACGAGGAGUUUCGGCAGCAUUACACCGACAUUCACGCCCCCAUGGCUCUUGAAGUCUGCAGGCGACACGGAGUUCUUGCUUACUCAAUUGCGGAGAAGGAAACUACUCGCUCUGCCUUUGGAGAAAACGCCGCUUUCAUCGACUGUGAUGCCAUCACGACGUUCAUCUUCCCGGAUAUGCAAUCUCUCAUCGGGUCGUUUGCAGAUCCAGACUAUGAGGCACGACUGGCUCCAGACAAGGCAACGUUUUGCAAUCGGCUGAAAUCCCAGUUUGCCGUGAGCGAUGAGUUCUCGGUGGUUGCGGAUGGGCAGGAAUACAUGAAGCGAGGUUCCGAGUUCCUCGGAUAG
Molecule: messenger RNA, 414 nt
Organism: Trichoderma reesei QM6a
Lineage: Eukaryota; Fungi; Ascomycota; Sordariomycetes; Hypocreales; Hypocreaceae
Exons: 2
Coding region: 1-414 (137 amino acids)
Molecular function (GO): oxidoreductase activity
Source: RefSeq, a predicted model, not a curated record